GAAAUAUAAAGUCCAAGUAACUUAUGAGGGGAGCAGGGUACAAAUGACUUCUCAGUGGAGCACGGCCGGAACAAAUUAAACCCGGACCGAUUCAGACUCGGUGGUUAUCGGCUACGGGUGGGAAAUCUGCCAUUGGCAAACUUGGAGAAGAAGAAGAAAAUGACGGUUGCAGCGGGAAUCGGGUACGCGCUGCUAGCGCUAGGACCGUCUCUCUCACUCUUCGUUUCUGUCAUCUCCAAAAAGCCUUUCUUGAUCCUUACCGUCCUCUCCAGUACACUCUUAUGGCUCAUAAGUUUGAUCCUCCUAUCGAGCUUAUGGAGGGCAUUUCUUCCUCUCAAAUCCACUGCGUGGUGGCCAUUUUCCUUACUUAUAAUCACGUCAGUUGCUUUUCAAGAGGGCCUUCGCCUACUUUUCUGGAAAGUUUACAAGAAGCUGGAAGAUAUCCUGGAUGCCUUUGCUGAUAAAGUUGCAAAACCUCGCCUUUUUUUGACAGAUAAGAUGCAAAUUGCUCUCGCAAUAAUUGCUCUAGCAUUUGUCACAAUUCACACUUUCUCAAUGGUAAUUGCAUUCGAUGGAUAUGCUGAAGGGAACAAAACGAACCAAUUAUUUGUUCCAGUUGUUCAUCUUGUCGCCGGACUGACGGUAAAACACUAACUUUUCCUAUUACCUUUUCAUGCAAGAUUUCUGUCAUAUUGCUUUGGUAUUUUCUAUCUAAUAUGUUCUUCAAUACUUGAUCAUUGAUAAUUAGAAAUGGCCCUGGGGUCACCCAUAUGAAUAUACCAUUUCCUUUGGAUUGAGAAAGAUGGGAAUUAUGAAUAGAAUUGUAAUUUAACUUCGCAUGGGAAGUAUAGACUUAUAUAGUCUAGAAUUUAUGAUUUGUAGUAGGAUUAUGCUGUUUCAUGUUGGAAGUAUAGACCUAUAUAGUUAGGAUUUGCGAUUUGUACUAAAAUUAUGCUGGUUUAAAAACUUCAAAAUAGUUUGACUUUGUUGUUGAUGUUAUUGCCAUCUUAUCCUACGAAGGGUCUGGUAGUUUAAUUAGUAUCCGUAUUUAUAAGCUGCUAAUAUUUUUAUGAAAAAGAAUAUUAAUUAAACAAUUAUAAA
Molecule: messenger RNA, 1101 nt
Organism: Carica papaya (papaya)
Lineage: Eukaryota; Viridiplantae; Streptophyta; Magnoliopsida; Brassicales; Caricaceae
Source: RefSeq, a predicted model, not a curated record